GGGGGUUAAAAAUACAUGCAUAAAACUUGUCAUCUUAUUAUCAAAAAAAAUACAUAAAUAAAUCUAAUAAAUCAGUUGGAGAAUUUUUUUCCUCAACAAGUAGAAGAAAUUUUAAUAUACCUCUAAAGCGAAUGAUUAAAAAAUUCGAACCAUUAUAUUAGUCUAUGACAUUUAUUAUUUAUUUUCAAUGGCCAAUAGGCCAACGAUGACAAAUUCGAUUGAAAUUGUCGUGGUUUCAGUUUUCAGUAUUUCUUAAGAUUAAUUUCAUUUUUGAUGUUGCUUUCAAAAUUUAAUAAAACGAAUGGCUCGGUUCAUUUAACCGAAUUUUGUAAGCGAAUGACAUUGAAAGUUUCGAUAAUCGAAUUGUAACACCUAAUCAACCAUUAAACCCCAGAUGACGAACCUAUGUAUAUAAUGGAUAAUAAAUGUAAAAAACGGGGAUGUCCCUGUCUACGCUAUCGAGCAAAAGAAAACGAAAAGGAUGAAUGUGUUUUCUGUAACCAUAGCAUCGGAUUUCAUGAAUUUCCAUCUGUAAAUAUAAAUGAACAUCCGUACGGACGAUGCAACGAAGAUGAUUGCGAUUGUCAACGUUAUAAAGAAGAAACUUUAUAUAAGUGUACUUAUUGUGGUCAUCCAUUAGGUUUCCAUCAUCGUUGGAAUCAUGAUAAUACUCAAAUUACUUCAAUUGCUGUUCCAAGUUCUACCAUUACCACACAAAUAACACCGCUUCCACACGCAAGAAAUAUUAGUCGUAAUGCCGGUAGACCUAGAACUGAUAGAGUAACUAUAAAACAUUUAAUAUGCUUUGAUAAAGCAUUAUCAAAUAGGAUCCCAAAAAAAGGGACGAGCUUAUGGCUUAAUUUGAAAAAUAAAAAUCUUAUUAAAGAAAAUAUCAAAAUUUUUAAAGCCACACCAGAAGAAAUAUACAACAAUAUUCUUAAUUUGUUUAGUGAAGAAUUAAAUGGCCAAGGAUGGAUAUUAUACAGUGCAAGUUCUGGACAACCGAUUAAGGUUAAUGGUGAAAUUAGUUUUGAUUUGAUUAAAUCGCAUACAACCAAAGCCAUGAAAAAGCUAUAUAUUGGUCCUAGUGAUUAUAAUAUCGCCAAUGAUGAUUCGAAUUUAUUACUACCUCAGGUUAAUAUGGAUAAUUCCGUUGAUGUCGGAAAUGCUGGCACUUCCGCAAACAUGCAAAACAUGCAAAUUAUUAAUCUCCCGCUUCAGUCAAGUUCUGUUCCCGAAGUGGACGAUUUCUUCAAUGGAUUUGAAGACGAGUUUGAUAAUUAUAUCACACUUCCUUCAUCGUAGUGAUUAUUACUUCCACAACAAAUCUCUAUAUCAUUCAAUACGCUCGUCAAUCACAUUUAUAGACAUUUUAAAUAUUUAGAAAUUAAAACUUGAGAAAGGACUAUAAUUAUUUAAUUAUAUUGAUGUAAUUCAUAUCUUCUAGAUGAAAGGACAAUUUAAUUAUAAUAUAAUUGUAAUAAUUUAAAAAAAAUAUUUUUUUUU
Rhizophagus irregularis DAOM 181602=DAOM 197198 is the source of this 1506-nucleotide messenger RNA. RefSeq lists its product as uncharacterized. The record is from RefSeq and is a predicted model, not a curated record. Lineage: Eukaryota; Fungi; Glomeromycota; Glomeromycetes; Glomerales; Glomeraceae.